Messenger RNA from Zea mays, 2192 nucleotides. RefSeq names its product pentatricopeptide repeat-containing protein DOT4, chloroplastic. The record is from RefSeq and is a predicted model, not a curated record. Gene Ontology annotation, molecular function: protein binding; RNA binding. The transcript has 2 exons. The coding region runs from base 218 to 1825 and encodes 535 amino acids. Gene Ontology annotation, biological process: RNA modification. NCBI's taxonomy places the organism in Eukaryota, Viridiplantae, Streptophyta, Magnoliopsida, Poales, Poaceae.
ACCCAUUGCCAUCUAUCUUCAGCACGUUUCUUCCCUAUCAAUCGCGCGCCGAUCUACAGUUCCGCAUUUCGUCGAGCACAUCUGGGCCACCCUGGGCACUCUCCUCCGCAACUCUCCGCUUUCCUCGGCAACCACGGCCACUGCCCGAUGGAACGCCACCAUCUGGCGCCGCCUCGACGGAGGCAACCCCGUGGAGGCUGUGUCUGCAUUCAUCACCAUGCUCCGGUGCGGCGCCCGCCCGGAUGCCUUCACGCUCCCGCUCCUCAAUCGCGCUUCGGCGCCCCUCACCAGCCUUGUCGGCGCCGCCCACUGCUUCGGCAUUCGGGUCGGCUUUGGUGGAAACGUCUACUUCGGCAACACGUUGCUGAAGGCUUAUGCGCAACACGGGAUGGUCGCGGCCGCGCGCCUUGUGUUUGACGAAAUGCGCGCGCGGGACGUGGUUUCUUGGACCACGCUGGUUUCCGCGUACGUCAACGCGGAGGAUAUUUGGGAGGUAUCCCGUCUGCUGACGGCCAUGAGGACCCACGGCCGGUGCGAGCCAAGUGCAGUGACGCUGUCAGUGGUGUUCCGGCUGUGCACGGCCUUGAGGGACACUGCCAGUGGUAAGCAGCUGCAAUGCUACGCUGUGAAGAGGGGGUGGGCAGGUGAUUUCCUAGUUCUCAACUCGAUGUUGACUCACAUGAGCAGGACUUCUAGCUUGGGUGAUGCAGAGAUGCUGUUCAAGCAGUCUCCAAGUAGAGACAUGGUUUCGUGGAACAUUAUAAUCUCGGAAUACUCUUCAGAAGGGAAUGUUUCCAAGGUUAUUAGUUUGUAUGUGGCAAUGAUAGAAGAGGAAGUGUGUCCAAGCAGCGAAACCUUAACUGCUGUUGUUUCUGUAUUCGCCAGGCACAAAUUUCUUCCCCAUGGCAAGAAGCUGCACUCCUUUGCUAUUAGGAGUGGGCUCAUGGACACAAUCUUGGUAGCAUCAUUUGUUGACCUCUAUGCGAAAUGCGGUGAGUUAGUGUCAUCGAUUCAGUUGUUUGAGGAAUUCAAUGGGGGAAGCAAGUACUUAUGGUCAGCCAUGAUAUGGGCUUUUAUCUAUCAUGGAAUGUUCUUGGAUGCAAUCCAUCUAUUUGAGAGAAUGAUGGGCUCCUUUUACUUUCCAAAUGCUGACAUUCUACGAGGUCUCCUAGUCAGUUACACUGAAAUAGAUGCUUUAAGGUGUGGUAAAGCAACUCAUGGAUACAUCAUAAGAAACAACUAUGCUGCAGAAUCUGAGAGUUGUGCCUUGGACACAGCCCUUGUUAAGCUUUAUGCUAGAUGUGGGGACAUUCAUCUUGCAGAAAGAUGCUUUAGCAGAACUCUUCAGAAAGAUAUAGUCUCAUGGAGUUCAAUGAUUGAAGCAUUCACAAUUCAUGGUCAUGCAUGUAGUCAUUCAGGUCUCGUCAGUGAAGCUCGCGAGUUGUUUGAUUGCAUGACAAAAAAGUUCAGAUUCGCACCUGAGCUAGGACACUAUACUUGUAUGGUGGACGUUCUUGGUCGUUCAGGUAAUCUAGAGGAAGCUCUCCAAGUGAUCAGCAACAUGAAAGUUAAGGCAGAUGGCAGAAUUUGGGGUGCCCUUCUUGGAUCAUGUAGAAUUCACUCAAACUCUAAGCUUGCAUAUUUUGCAGCUCAGAAACUUGUGGAGUUGGAACCAAGUAAUGUUGGCUAUCAUGUGUUGCUGAGUAAUAUCCAAGCAGGAGGUGAUAGAUGGGCUGAAGUGGAGGACAUUAGAAGCUCCAUGGAAGUAAUGAACAUGGAGAAAUCUCCUGCUUGGAGCUGCAUCUCUGACAUCGGUGUCCCAUGAUAUGUAUUUUUAAGCACUACAUCAUUGAUAUUUGUCUUCAAAAAUUAAUACCAAAUACUCUCCAAACUAUCGGCAUGUAGGACUUGGCAUGAAGCCUUGCUCAUGGUCUGGCCAAGAAACAGGCGGUAACAUAGUAGCACUAUGUUGAGGUCUUUUUCAUUGAAUAUGAGAUAGUUCUGGUGUAUUGCAUGAUUAUAGGUUUAAUGAACAGAAGGGGCUGGUAAAUGUGCAUAUGUGAUCAAGAGAUAAAGGUGUCUUCACAUUCUUCUGUACACUUGUAUUUAUAGGACUGGUAUGUUUUCUACCGAUCCAUUUGUAAUGUUCAGUGCAAAUAAACUUUGCUUGUGCAUCCACAGGGCUUUUAACA